This is a messenger RNA of Beta vulgaris subsp. vulgaris (sugar beet), 993 nucleotides long. RefSeq names its product protein yippee-like At5g53940. The record is from RefSeq and is a predicted model, not a curated record. The transcript has 5 exons. Gene Ontology annotation, cellular component: ubiquitin ligase complex. Lineage: Eukaryota; Viridiplantae; Streptophyta; Magnoliopsida; Caryophyllales; Amaranthaceae. Bases 226 to 606 code for a protein of 126 amino acids.
ACAAGUUGUGUCUUUAUCACCCCAACACUCCCCAACCUUUACAAUUCUUUGCUGAGCAGGCUGCUAUAUCCUGCAACUCCUCUCUCUCUCUCUCUCUCUCUCUCUCUCUCCUACAUUCAUUAGGGUUUUAUCCUUACUAAUCUCUAAGUAAUAACUUCAUUAGUAUUUCCCCUUUUCUUAGUUUCUUUAUAUCAUAUAGGAAAAAGAAUAUAUAGUAGUAUUAUAAUGGGAAGAUUAUUCUUGAUUGAGCUAGAAGGCAGAGCUUAUAAAUGCAAAUUCUGUAAAACCCACCUUGCUCUUGUUGAUGACCUUGUUUCUCGGGCUUUUCAGUGUCGCAAAGGGAAAGCAUAUCUGUUCAAACACAUGGUAAAUAUGAUCCUAGGAGCUUCAGAGGAAAGAUUUAUGCUUUCUGGGAUGCAUACUGUUGCAGAUGUAUAUUGCUGCAGUUGCGGACAGAUCGUUGGAUGGAAAUAUGAAGCAGCUCAAGAGAAAAGCCAAAAGUAUAAAGAAGGAAAAUUUGUCCUUGAAAGAAACAGGAUUAUUGAUGGAUUCAGCACUGAGUUUUACAUCGAUGCACAUCCAACGAGUGAUGCCGAUGAUGUUUAGAUGAGCAAUGAUGCAUCAAUGGUCUACCCAGUGGGUAUUAAACUCAUCAGAGAUAUACAAUUGAACAGUGAUUUAAAUUGAUAAGUUGUAUUUUGUUAUGUAAUAAUGUCUUUAUCACUAGUGAGUCAUCUACGUGUGAGUAGAUAAAGUUUUCUUUGAUGGUAAAAUAUGUUACACAUUUAUAACAUUUCUUUAUGUUUUAAGUGAAUAACAUCUUUUGUCAUCAAAGUUUUUAUGGAUAAAUUAUAUAGAAUUUACAUGUAUAUUAAUACGAGCAAAUAAGUGGCAAGGUCGUCUAAUAGAGUAUGCAAACCUAUAAGGCGAUCUACAAUUCAUCUCAUUUUAAAGAGGUUCAGAAUAUGAAAUUUAUUAUUUGUUUUGGUUUAA